CAAGAAGAGACACAACCUUAUUCGAGCUCUCUCCGGCGUGAUCCUCGUGCCGCGUCGGACUCCCCCGCCCUCCAGAGCCAUGGCCAACUUCGACGCCAUCGACCUGCUGCUACGGUACGAGACGCCUCUCGUCAAGGACAUGGAGCCAGAUGACGACGUACUCGAGUGGGUGGCCGCCUAUGUGGGCAGCGAGGGCUUCCAGGACACCAUUGACAAUUUCUGCGGCGCCCACGCAAGUCACUUCUCGAUUCUCCUGACCAAGGGAGGACCAUCCGCUGCUGAUCUGGACAAAGUUGAAGUGACUUGGAAGGAGCUGCACGAGGCGUUCAUUGACACGGCUAACGCCCACAUCGAGGCGUUCCUUGUCGAUAGGGGAUUUACCAUGGACCAGUACAACACUCGCUGUGACGAGGAGAUUGCGCUAUCUGAGGAGCGACAGCGACACACGCGGCUCAGUUUCUUCGUGCAGAUCUUAAUGGCCUGUUGCGAGUACGAGCAGUUCCUCAACCUCAUGAAACGUGUGGCUGACCCCGAGUAUUACGACAAGAAGGAGCUGCAGUAUGAAGCGGAGAACCUCGUGUAUGAAGCCGAGGAGAAGGGAGCCACUAACGCUCAGCGGGCUGUGGGAGCACAGGCCUUCUUGGAUUUCUUCCAGGCCAACCCCGACUUGACGCUGGACGAAUUGACGCAGGAGUUUCAAAAGAAAAUGCAGCUCACGUGAAACUCUCCCUCCCUUUGGACGGCUUCACACCUGUUUGUAUCAUUUAACCACGAGCCCAGUCCAGUAGUUACAGUAGAAGCACAUGUUGCACUCAACUCAACACCAUCGAGGCGGCAGGAGGCUGAGAAGACCGGCGCAAUAGAGUGAGGCUUCGAUAGGAGCAGCCCAUCCGUCUACCCGUCCGCUUUUAAUAGUAACGUCAGAAGUCAAAA
Phytophthora infestans T30-4 is the source of this 933-nucleotide messenger RNA. RefSeq lists its product as uncharacterized. The coding region runs from base 80 to 721 and encodes 213 amino acids. The transcript is spliced from 2 exons. Gene Ontology annotation, cellular component: ciliary base; axoneme. NCBI's taxonomy places the organism in Eukaryota, Oomycota, Peronosporomycetes, Peronosporales, Peronosporaceae. The record is from RefSeq and is a predicted model, not a curated record.